CGAUGCGACAGCAGGAAAGUGUGUUGUUGUAGUUCGGGAAGACUUUUAUGGUCUAAUUCUGUUCUAGGAGCGGUGAAAACCGAAUCGUACUACUUGCUGCAGUUUUGCUGGCGCCCAGAAAUCGCUUCCGACAGUACAGUACAGUGAAAAAUUGCGAGUGCUUCUAUUAUCCUCUUCGAUCGCGUUCGAAAUUGUGCGUUUGUGAAAAAAAUUGUUUGAACACUGAUUCACGUGAUCGAUCGUGUGUGAUUAAUAUCCCAUCCGGCCAGCGGUGCAACACGUGGCGAGCGGCAAGAUUGGCGUGCAAGUAGUGACGGGUUCGGAAAAAUCAUCGAUCCGCAGGAAGGAUAAGUGUGUUGCUGGUGUAGCGUGUCCGGAAAAGCCCCUCCCACCUACCAGGACAGGUCCGUUGCGGUCGCGAGAUGCGUAGCGUGCGCAGCAGCUUCACCAUCGGGCGGCUGGCGAUAUAUCCGAAAAACUCGAAUAUACGCACCGGAUCCGUCUGCCUCGUUCAGUCCACUGCCAACGGCGGCUACCAAUACCAGCCACAUCAUCCACAAUGUAGCCUCGCCACGCUCACAGGAAACCCACACGCCCUCACGACAAACGUCCCGAAUAGCAGUACCGCCGGAAGCUGCCGAAGGACGAUCGCCAGUCACAGCGCCAGCAACCACAGUAACACCGUGACGACGGUGCUCCUAUGCUGCCCGGCAUCGUCGCACGCUGCCGGCCGUUUCGCGCGCACCGGCCGCCGCUCGUUCCACCUCUCCACGGUCUGUGAUAAAUCGUCUUCGAAGGACGGCGGCAGCAGCAAUCCACCGGGAAGUGGUGGACCUUCGUCCGGCAAUGGUUCGGCGGCGAGCGGUGGUGGUGCCGGCGGUGGCUCGAUGUCUUCGGGCGCGGGCGGAAAGGACGGUGGCAGUGGCAAGGAGCCACCGAACAAGAAGAACACCCUGUCCUGCCCGAAGUGCGGCGAUCCGUGUACGCACGUCGAAACGUUUGUCAGCUCGACGCGGUUCGUGAAGUGCGAAAAGUGUCACCACUUUUUCGUCGUCCUGUCCGAGGUGGACUCGAAGAAGACGAUCAAGGACACGGAGACGAAGGGCGCCCGGAAGCCACCGCCGCCGCCGAAGAAGAUCAUGGAGUACCUAGAUCGGCACGUCGUGGGCCAGGAGCUCGCCAAGAAGGUGCUCUCGGUGGCGGUGUACAACCACUACAAGCGCAUCUACCACAAUCUGCCACCGCCGGCAGCGAGUGGGGCCGGCGGGGCGGGUGGCCAGCAGCAGCAGCAGCUAGAUUCGAUGUCCCGUAGUGGCGAUCUGCUGCACAUUUCUGGCAUCGGGCACACGAUGAUGAGCUCGGCGCCGUCGGAGGUGCCACGGCCUCCGAUGGCCGGUGGAGCGGGUGGAGCGGGCGGUGCCGGUGGCUCGCACCACCAUCCCGGCUCGGAGCUGCUGGACAAGAAGACGCACGAGCUGAAGCUGGAGAAGAGCAACAUCCUGAUGCUCGGCCCGACCGGCUCCGGCAAGACGCUGCUGGCGCAAACGAUUGCCAAGUGCCUGGACGUUCCCUUUGCCAUCUGUGAUUGUACGACGCUAACGCAGGCCGGUUACGUCGGGGAGGAUAUCGAGAGUGUGAUCGCGAAGCUGCUACAGGAUGCUAACUAUAGCGUCGAACGAGCUCAAACGGGUAUCGUGUUUCUGGAUGAGGUGGACAAAAUCGGAGCCGUACCCGGAAUCCAUCAGCUGCGCGACGUCGGAGGCGAAGGUGUGCAGCAGGGCAUGCUGAAGAUGCUCGAGGGUACGAUCGUGAACGUACCGGAAAGGAACUCACCGCGCAAGCUGCGAGGCGAAACGGUUCAGGUGGACACGACAAACAUCCUGUUCGUCGCAUCCGGCGCCUACACGGGUUUGGAUCGGUUGAUCGCACGCCGUUUGAACGAGAAGUACCUGGGCUUUGGAAUGCCGGCAAGUUCGUCCGAGGGCCGCCGGGCAGCGCAGGCGUCCGCUUCGCCGAUGGACAACGAUCAGGUCGAACGGGAUGCAAACCUUAAAAAGGUUCAGGCGAAGGAUCUCGUCGAGUUUGGAAUGAUUCCUGAAUUCGUUGGUCGCUUCCCGGUGCUGGUACCGUUCCACAGCCUCGACGUGGACAUGCUCGUGCGUAUCCUCACCGAACCACGCAAUGCCCUCGUGCCGCAGUACAAAGCCCUGCUCGGAAUGGAUCAGGUCGAGCUAUCGUUCACCGACGAGGCGCUCACGCAGAUCGCUCAGCUCGCCAUGGAACGACAAACGGGUGCCCGUGGACUUCGCGCUAUAAUGGAGACACUGCUUCUCGAGCCGAUGUUCGAGGUGCCCGGAUCGGACGUGAAGGGUGUGCGCAUUACGGAGGAGAGUGUACGCGGUGCCGAACCGAUCUACGUGCGUCGUGGGGAUUCGAACGCGUCAAGCAAAGACACACCGUCCGGAUCCGGUGACUCGGGACAUACCAGCAGCACCAGCACCUCCGAGGAAGAGGAGACGACGAAGGUUCGCGUCAAGCAGUAGUAGGAGGAUGUUCGCACGCGCACGGGGACAUAUUCCUGAUCGACACACAACGACAACAACAACACACACACACACAUUAGCUGCAAAAUGCAAAUGGAUAGAUGAGCAAAAAUUGAAAUUGUAAAUACGAAUAUUUUUGUUUAUUUUAGGUUUUGCUUUUUGUUCUCAUACGGCUGCGUUCCUAAAUGAUUUGUUGAUUAUCCUGAAUGAAAGCCCACAAAAGGUUCUGUGUAUGAAACUUUAGCGCUUUUUUUUACUGGUUCCCCCUAUUUCGAUCUACAUAAAGAGCUCUACUUAUUAUCCUUGCUUGAGCCGUUCCUUUGGAUGGCACACAAAUGCACGAUCUGGUCAAAAAUUGCUUUUAAUUUUCUUCUGGUUAACUUUUUGCCAUCUUGGGAUGGUUUAUUUCCGUUUGACGAACUACUUUCCACAAAGAAAGAGAUGAUUUAUGCUGGAAAUGCGCAAGUAAUCAUUUCUCUCGUGCUUUCGCUCAAUUUGCAGCCGAUUUUAGUUACGCUCAACGCUGCAAUCAGCAAAUGGUGUAAAGAAAGUAAAAACAGAUUCCCAGCGAGGGAAGUAGGUGUCGACAAGGAAAAUAUAGAAGAAAAAAAACUUUCCAAUUAACGAAGCGAGGAAAAAGUUUGCCGAAGACGUUACAGUCUGGUUGAUUGUCCUUCAGUUUUUUUUUUUUUAGUGAGAUAGGUAAUUAUGCUUAGACGAUCACAAAAAUGCUGUUAAAAACACGUUGUAUAAAUGAAGCGGAGGGAACGGAGACAAAAUAAAAUAAAAACAACCACUUGUAUAACAAUAUAA
Molecule: messenger RNA, 3356 nt
Organism: Anopheles coustani
Lineage: Eukaryota; Metazoa; Arthropoda; Insecta; Diptera; Culicidae
Gene: ClpX
Product: ATP-dependent Clp protease ATP-binding subunit clpX-like, mitochondrial
Exons: 7
Coding region: 423-2543 (706 amino acids)
Biological process (GO): protein catabolic process; proteolysis; protein folding
Cellular component (GO): mitochondrial matrix
Molecular function (GO): ATP-dependent protein folding chaperone; protein dimerization activity; ATP hydrolysis activity
Source: RefSeq, a predicted model, not a curated record